CAGUGACAACUCAAAAUCUCAAAACAAUCUUGUUUACAAACGACAUGAAAACAGCUGAGGUGUCGCUUCCAGAACCGUAAUCUGCUGGCGGUCGACCGAUGAACGCUGCUGAAAAUGCCACCGCCGCAGGCGGCGACGUCGAGUUUGUCUGUUCGGAGCGCAUCAAGUUCCGCAAGUUUCGCUCCCAGAACAUCGUCCACCGGUUGCAGAAUCGCGCGCUCGGUUUGCGGUCGCACUCGGUCCGAGAGUUUUACCAGAACAUCCUGCCGGGAACGACGGUGGUCAACGUGGAGAAACCUCCGUGCUACUUGCGGAAGUUUAGCCCUGAUGGAAGGUAUUUGAUAGCGUUUUCGUCAGAUCAGGCCUCGCUGGAGAUUUACCGCUACAUGGGCUGUUCGGCGGCCGGCGAUCUGUUCCAGGACUGGGGCGACAGCGAGCUGGUCAGCAACGAUGGGACGGGCGGAAAGAGCUACCAGAUCCGGAGUCAGAUUUUCGAGAAGCUGUUUAAGCUCAAGCACGUCGUCAACAUGGACAACAACGAAAAGCAGCUGAACCGGGAGUGCAGCCUGUUCACGAACGACUGUCGCUUUGUGAUCGUCGGUUCGGCGCUGUUCAUCCCGGAGGAGAACCGGCCCCACUUUUACGAGCUGUACACGAACAACGAGGCGAUCAAACCGACGGCGAGCUGCCCGCUGGAGGAUUACACGCUGUACAUUAUCGACCUGCACAACGGGCGCAUUUCCGACUCGAAGGACUUUAAGGUGGACAAAAUAGUGCUGUCGCACAAUCAGGGCCUGUACUUGUUUAAUGAGACGUUGGCGAUACUGUCGAUUCAGCACCAGAACAUUCACAUCUACUCGAUAGCGGAGGGGACGUUCAUUUUGGAGCGGAUGAUUGGGCGGUUUUGCUGUCCGGAUGAGGGGUUCCUGUACAGUUUGGGGACGAUGGGUGGUCGUGCGGGGAUCAAUUCGAACUUGCGGGCGUUCCGGGAACCGACGAUAAACAGUUUGAAGCAUCGGAUGUUGGUGUUUUUGUUCCGGCAGGCUCAGCAGGUGGUUGAGAGUGGAGAGGAUAGACUGGCGUUGCGCAAGUUUUAUCGGCGGUUUGACGAGUACCGGAAUCUGCGGAUGUGGAAGAUGCAGCUGUUGGACGAUGACCACAUUUUUAUUCGAUACGCCAGUGAAGACGUCGUGACGCUGAAGACGAUGGAACCGAACAAUCACAGUUCGAGCCUGUUUGUAGUGUACAACAUCUGGAAGAACAAGAUCAUCGCGAUUUAUGGGAACCAGUCGGCUGAGCUGCUGUAUUUGUACGAAAACUUUUGCGACAGCUUCCGGAACGCAAAUCUGGCCAUGCAGUCGCAGUACACGUGCUCACCAAGCAACAACAUCUACAGCAAUCUGAUCCACCAGCGGUUCAAACAAACCAUGAUCGGUGCCCGCGGCGGUGGCGUCCAAGAGGCCACCAAGCGAAUCCUGGCCCAGCUGCCAAUCAGUGCCCAGUCGUACAGCAGUUCACCGUUUCUCGAUCUCAGUCUGUACAGCUACGACGACAAGUUCGUGUCGGUGCUGGAGCGGCCAAAGGCUUGCGCCGAGUUUCCGAUUCGAUUCUUCGCACGCGACUCGGGACUGCUCAAGUUCCGGAUCUACGCCGGCGUCCAGAACCAGCAGGCCAACUCGGGCCGACGGCUCGUCGCGUUCACCUUCCACCCGACGGAACCGUUCGCCAUCAGCGUGCAGCGCAUCAACACCGAGUACAUUGCCAACUUUCACAUUCGACACGCGGAAACCCAGAUGAACCGGUAGCAAUAAAGGUAGCGUUGUUUUUAA
Messenger RNA from Culex pipiens pallens (northern house mosquito), 1829 nucleotides. RefSeq names its product DET1 homolog (gene abo). Gene Ontology annotation, cellular component: cullin-RING ubiquitin ligase complex; nucleus. The record is from RefSeq and is a predicted model, not a curated record. Gene Ontology annotation, molecular function: ubiquitin protein ligase binding; ubiquitin-like ligase-substrate adaptor activity. Gene Ontology annotation, biological process: protein ubiquitination; positive regulation of proteasomal ubiquitin-dependent protein catabolic process. Lineage: Eukaryota; Metazoa; Arthropoda; Insecta; Diptera; Culicidae. The coding region runs from base 99 to 1805 and encodes 568 amino acids. The transcript is spliced from 2 exons.